AUGCCUGCGCCUUUGAAGGACCAAAUCUGGUGGCACGGCGUGAACAUCUCAGAGGUGUACCAUCGGCUCGCAGCUGAUUUCCCUGUGAAGCCUUUGCCAAGGAGGAAGCCGCAGUGGCAGAGCGUUUCUGCUUUCUUCCAGCGCGCUACCGAGGAUGCACUCCAGGAGGUGCCCAAGCGCGUAGAGAAGACAAGGAGCAGCACGCGAGCCUCCAUGAGUCCGACGUUGAUGAAGUCACCCACCUUCACCCGGACGGUCAGCAACGGCAGCUACCGGGCACGACCAGCCUCCGCAGGAGCGCCCAAGCGGGGCUUCAACAGUCAGCGCAAGGAUGCUUCAGCCACGAUGUCUCUGCGGAAAAGGCCGCAAUCUGCACCUGCCCUUCUUCGGAACGAUAUGCAAGGCCUCGUUGCCCGGAAAACGCACGAGGAUCCGCUUCGGCAACGCAUGGAGGACGUGGCAGUCCACAAGCGUAUGGAGUGGCUCAAGCGAGAGGGCCGCUACAAGCGGGAUUUCAUCGAGGGCGUGGAUGUCCUGUCGGACCCCAUCCUCUUCGACUUGAAGGUCAAGCACAACAGCGCCGCGCGGGCCAAGUCGGCGACCCCGAAGACGGGGAGUACCCCGACGGCAAGCACCAGCAGGAGGACUGCCACCCAUCGUGACAAGACCUCGGCAGACAAACUGCGAGGUCUUUGCAGUGCCCUCGCCAAAGACACUCAAAGCCAUUGCGCUCGCAUGCAGAUCCCCCAGAAGCUCGUCGAGGGCCAAACUGCGCGCGAGCUCUUCGAAAAGCUCGAUGCCAUCCUGAAGCAGUAUCCGGCCCGCCGCAGGCCGGAGGAGAAGCCGGACGAGAGUGAGAAGCACGACCUUGGCGCCUCCUUCGCGCAUUCCUUGCAGGGCCUGCUGGGCGUUGGCGCAGUGAGCGCAGGGGAUCUGAGCCAUCCACUCGUGAGGCUCGCUUACUUCCUGGAUGGGGGUAUCCCGGGCCGUCUCCAUCUGCUCCUGGAGGCCUUGGACAGAAAGCGCACUGGGCUGCUCUCGACAGAGGAUUUCUGCCUCGGCAUCGAGCUGAUGGGCUUUGCCGCGCCUGACUACGGCGAGAUUUGGGCGAUGCUGGAUGAAGAGGGCAACGGCGAGCUCCCUCUCGGGAGCGUUGAGGAGCGACUUCUCCUCCUGCUUGCUGAGGAGUAG
Molecule: messenger RNA, 1191 nt
Organism: Symbiodinium natans
Lineage: Eukaryota; Dinophyceae; Suessiales; Symbiodiniaceae
Source: the annotation of a GenBank genome assembly